Messenger RNA from Aspergillus pseudotamarii, 1689 nucleotides. Its product is annotated as F-box protein. The transcript has a single exon. Bases 1 to 1689 code for a protein of 562 amino acids. The record is from RefSeq and is a predicted model, not a curated record. Lineage: Eukaryota; Fungi; Ascomycota; Eurotiomycetes; Eurotiales; Aspergillaceae. Gene Ontology annotation, molecular function: protein binding.
AUGGCUGCGUAUCUCCCUUUAGAGAUCGUCCAGUCCAUCCUUCUCCACCUCGAUGUGGAAACAUAUAUUGCCGCACGGCAGACGUGUCGCUCCUGGCGAUGUGCGGCGUCGGUACCCUACAUGUUCAGGAAAGCUCUACAGCAAGUCCCGGUCUCAUUGCCUCCAACGAUAAGCACCUUGACUCAAGAUCAAUGGACCGCAUACUUCGCGCAAAUCACCCGCUUGAAUCUACUACACUGCCGACAGGAUAUUCAAAAGUCAGUGACCCAACGGGACCUCCCCCAGGAAUGCUCCCCUACCACUGUGGUGGACACCUCAACUGAUGGACGGAAACUGGUGAGCCUGAAAGGAGGGCGGGCGACCGUAUACGAGCGUGUAAACCUGACGAAUCCAUGGGAGUACUCCCGCGGUAUAACACUUUGCUCGCAGUGGACCUCUGUCGCUCGUGCCAUGCUAGAAGGGGGAACCGCAGGCUGCAUGUCCAUCAACCAGCGAUACACAAAACAAAGUAUUGCUGUUUCCUCUCAAGGGGACUUUAUCGCCGUAGGGCUGGGGAGAACCAUCCAAAUCUACUGCCUUCGCAAGGAUCAAAAUCUUCUCUCUCCUGCAGAAUAUGUACUAGGCCAGAAUAACUCCUUAGCCAGUACCACACGAGGCCAUUACGAGGACACAGACGGCGUCGUCGAUUCCCUAGAGUUUGCUGACAACGACACUCUCCUCCGUGUCUCUAUCAACAAAGAAACAACUAUUCACCAGCCCACUCGAGUGCGGUACUUGGGCUGCCCAGACCUCGCACACAACCUACCCGACCUCAACUACUGGCGAGCAAACAUCAACCGGAUCUACCUCGACUCAGCAGCUUUAUCAGUGGCGCUUGCAGGACAGGACGAAUACCGACUGAUCUUCCGAGGCCUACGGCUCCUCCCCCCAUCAUUCUUCGCAACCCAGCAGCAAGAACAAGAAGACCAGCAAACGUCUCCUCUAACGCCACGCUACUUUGUCGCAUCACUACAAUCAGGCGUCAUCCACAGCUACUGCAUCGGCCUCGCAACCCCCCUCACAGCCAACUCCCCACAAACCGUGAAGGUACACCGACUCCUCCCAUCCGCCUAUUUCCGCCCCGGAGAUGGCAUCACAGGCACCCGCACUGAAGAACUUCCACCACUUAACCCACCCCUCCCAGCCAGCUGCUGCGACGAGCAACACAUAACAUACAACCUCCUAGACACAGUCUCCCGGUGGAACGCAGCCAACCUCCCAUCCGCAACCUUCGCAUCCCCGCUCCUAUCCAUCUCCACCGACCACAAAGUCCUCGCCCUCUACGAACCAAGCGGCAACUACUUCCCUGCCAUUGUCUCCGGCGGCUCAUUAUACUUAUACUGCCUCGAAAACUGCCACCCCGUAUACCAACCAGGCCCGCAGAGAUUCAAACAGCCAACUCAGAAGACCUCCCUCCCUCAUCAGUGGGCUAAUAGCCCCGACGACAAAUUCAGCGUCGAUGCCAGAUAUCCGCCCCCGGACAUCGUUCCCUCUUGGCCAUUCCUUCUUGACAAAGUGCCUGUUGAUAUUGACAGUCUUGAAGUGAAACGAUCGACCCAAGACGAUGGUGUUGUCUAUUCGAAGAGUUGUGCAUAUACUGUUACCGCGCGUUCAGGCGGUCAGGUCCUGGAGUGGCGGAUGAGUUCUUAG